GUGUGCGGCAUUGUGGGCAGAGCGAGGCGGGCCCAGAGGAGGAAAUUGGGGGGGUUACGGGCAAGCAAAGGAAGAGGUAGCAGAAGGAGGAGCGGGAAAAGCGCUGAUAGGGAUGGUGAUGGUGGUGAUGGUGGUGGUGGGGUUGUUCAUGGCGUUGAUACUGGUGAUGGCAAUGGCGAUGAGGAGGAGGAGAGGGGGGAAGAGAGGGAAGGGGGGGAGGAUGAGGAGGAUUGGGUGCUUGACAGUGCGGCUGCUGCUGCUGCUGCAUCUGGCCGUGAGAGUGAGGUUACAGAAGGGUCGCUGCUCCAUGCCAUUCCUCUGCCGGUCGGGCAGCAGGAAGGGGACGAUCAGGGAGCUCUUGCUGUGGUGAGUGGGGAACGGCAAUCAGCAGUGCCUGAGGCGGCACACGAGAAUGCACAGGGAGAAAUGCAGCUGCAAGGGCACAUGGACGCAGCGAGGCAGCAGCAGCAGCAGCAGGUGAUGGUCCAGAGGGGGCAGCUGCCGUACUGCUGGAUGCUGCAGGGCGUGGAGCAGGGUCCCCUCAUGUGUGUGCGCAGGGAUGGUGAGGUGGAGACACGGCUGGCACUGGCAUGCUGGCCAGAGGGCCAGUGCAGUGCUGAGAGUGGGUGCUCAGCUGAGAGUGGGUGCAAGGGAGGAAGCGAAUGCAGGCGUGAAAGCGUGGUAGCUGCGAUUGCUGACGAGGGUGCACGGCGUGUAAAGGGAGGACAGGUGAUUGCAGUGAGGGAGAAGCAGCUCCAGCCGCUGCAGCAGCCACAGCCAGGGCAGCAGCGGCAGGAGCAGCAGCGGCAGGAGCAGCAGGAGCAGCAGCAGGAAAAAGGACAGGCACAGGGACAGGUUGCGGUGAGAGGCGAGAGUGGGUUGGUGGAGGCGAGGAGGUGGGAAGGGAGGGACCCUGCGAGGGUGUGUUGGGAGGGGAGUGAGGAGAGGCGAGAGGUGGUUGAGCUGGCAGAGAGAAUCACACAAGAGGCUAUCAAACGAGGCACUCUGGAUAAUACCCAUGCCCCACCCACGGCUGUAGCGCUCUCUGCCUCCCAUGCUACUGCUGGCGUAGCUACAGCUGGUGCAUCAGCCACUCCUGCAUCCUCGGUUUCCCAGGACGAGGAUUUCCAGAAGCCAGAAUCACACAAACGCCUUGCUUCCAGCACCCCUCCAGUGCAACAGCAAACGGUCUCUGAGCAGCAGAGCAGCUGGCCCUUGACUUCCACACCCACUGAUACUACACCUCCCUUAGCUCCCUUGGGUUCCGUGCUACCCAGAGACCUUGCUUCGAUCUCCCACCGUCUGGACAGUCGAAACCCUCUUCCUGCCUCUCACCGCAUGCACGUUUCGAAGCUUGCUCUGCAUGCACGGUCCUCCACAGCUCCUGUACUGGUGGGCCCAGUGCAGCAGCAGGAACCCACACUGCCGUCUGAGGUGCCUUCACAGCACGAGAACCACCCAGCAGCAUCCCACAUCCCCUCCUCCACCGCCCACUGCUACGAGCUGCUCAAACCCCUUCCUGUUGCUGCUGCUACGUCUCGCCCCUCCCUUGUGCCUCUUUGGCAUGACCGUGCGGCCUCUGGGCGUAACCGCGCUCGGCGCAAUUCUCCCCAGUACCUCGACUCUGGUUCAUCAGGACCAUUCCCAACACGGCGUUUUAGGGAGGCUCAGCACGGCGCAGCCCUGCCUGCUGCCUCCCCUUCCCAUCCCCAGGCUGUAGGAGGCAGCGCCGCAGCGGCUGGGUCUGCUGCUGUUGUUCCUCCAACCCUGAGUCGCUGCUCGGUGCCGCUGCUCCUACCAGGCCUCCCUGGAAAGAGCGGCAUGGGAAUGGAAAAGGAGAGAGGUGGGAGGGAGGGGUUGGUGGUUGGGGAUGGGGUGGAGGAUAGGGGGGUGAUGGAUAAAGGGAGUUCCAAGAAGGUGAUAGGGGACAGGGAGGAGAUGGAGGAGGGGAGUUUGAGGGAGGAGAGAGGUGUGGAAGGGGACGAAUGGGGGGAUGUUGAUGUGGCAGACAGCAAUUGGACGAAGCACCAGAUGGGAUUUGCUCAGCGCAGGUACGUGCUGCAGAAGAACUUUGCAAGAGGGGGGUUCGGAGAGGUGUGGCUGGGUGUGAGGAGGGACCCCUGCCACCGGCCCUCCAGUGCCCACCGGCCCUCCAGUGCCCGCCGGCCCUCCAGUGCCCGCCGGCCCUCCAGUGCCCGCCGGCCCUCCAGUGCCCGCCGGCCCUCCAGUGCCCGCCGGCCCUCCAGUGCCCGCCGGCCCUCCAGUGCCCGCCUGCCCUCCAGUGCCCGCCUGCCCUCCAGUGCCCGCCUGCCCUCCAGUGCCCGCCUGCCCUCCAGUGCCCGCCUGCCCUCCAGUGCCUGCCUGCCCUCCAGUGCCCGCCUGCCCUCCAGUGCCCGCCGGCCCUCCAGUGCCCGCCUGCCCUCCAGUGCCCGCCUGCCCUCCAGUGCCCGCCUGCCCUCCAGUGCCCGCCUGCCCUCCAGUGCCCGCCUGCCCUCCAGUGCCCGCCUGCCCUCCAGUGCCCGCCUGCCCUCCAGUGCCCGCCUGCCCUCCAGUGCCCGCCUGCCCUCCAGUACCCGCCUGCCCUCCAGUGCCCGCCUGCCCUCCAGUGCCCGCCUGCCCUCCAGUGCCCGCCUGCCCUCCAGUGCCCGCCUGCCCUCCAGUGCCCGCCUGCCCUCCAGUGCCCGCCUGCUCUCCAGUGCCCGCCGGCCCUCCAGUGCCUGGCUGCCUGCACAUCCCCCACCCCCACCUCCUUCUGCUGCGAAAGCGGCUGUCAGUUUAGGUGCAGGAAGCAAGUAUGGAUCAACAGGUCGGGACAGUGUUGCGGUUGAGAGGGCUGCGGGUGGUAGGGGAGAGGAGGAAGGUGAGCUUAUGAAGGAACAUCUGGGAGUGCGGUAUUCAGAGUGGCAAGAACAGGUGGAGGGCGAGAAGGAGGAAGAGAAGGUGAAAGAAGGGCAGGAGGGGAAGGAGAAUGGGGAGGAGGUGAAAGAGGAGGGGGAGGAGGAGAAAGAGGAAAGGGAGGAGGAGGAAGGGGAAGGGGAGGUGGGAGAGGAAGAAGAGGAGGAAGAAGAAGAAGUGGAGGAGGAAGGGGAAGGGGAGGUGGCAGAGGAGGAAGAGGAGGAGGAGGAAAAAGAGGCGGAUGUCCCGCCACUGUUCGUGCUCAAGCGACUUCUGAAAGAAGAGGGUGUUCCCCCUCCACUCCAAAACUCAUUCCUCCCCCUCUUCCCUUUCGAGGCGAGGGAGGGUGCUCGACUGAGUGGGCUGCGAGAGAAGUACUUUGGGGAGAUGCUCCUCAACGCGACCAAUCUGGUGCUGCCACGUGGCGCCCGUCGUCAUCAUGGCAAAGGCGACAAGAGGGAUGGUGCUAUUGGUGGCUCUGAAGUCCUUACGGGCUACGUGGAUGGUGAUGUGCAUGCUGACGUGGAUGCUGACGUGGAUGCUGACGUGGAUGAUGACAUGGAUGAUGACGUGGACAUCAAUGUGAUGGAUGAUGUGGACGAUGAGCUGGUCGAUGCGAUGGGUCUGCAUCACAUCGCACGCUACGUGGAGUCCUUUGAAACUACGAUUGCCAGUGGCAGCGGCGGUGGCGGCGGUAGCAGCGAUACCCCCACCACCGGUGGUGAUGCUGAUGCUGACUUAAGUGCAGGUGUGGGAGGCGAUAAAGGGCGGAGAGGGGAGCAGCGGGGGAAGGGGAGGAAGGCUUUUGAGUCGACUCAAAAGGAGGCAAGUAAUGAGCAGAGCAAGGAUCUGUGGCUGGUGUUUGUGCACGAAGGGGUGUCCCUCUCCUCCCUGCUGUACACGAGUGAUGCUGAUGAUGAGGAGGGAGGCGGGGAGGAGCUGCUGGGGCUCGCCGCGUUGCAAGCGCGCAACAUAACCCACAGGGACAUCAAGCCAGCUGUUGACCCGCACUCUGUUCGCUUCCUCUACGGCCCAACAGGGCCCUCCAGUGCAGAGGAAACAGAACUCUACUCGCCUCCAGAGGUUCUGCUGCUGCCACAGAGCCUCCCAAGUGCCGGAGGUACGGAGGAAGCUGCGGGUGCAUCUGGAGAAGCAGGGACAGCAGCAGGGGGAGGUGCGACAGGGGGAUGCGCAUCUGGGGGAGGUGUUGACUGCACGAGGAACAGCUCCAGUAGUAGCUGCUUCCACGUCAGCAGCAGGAUGCACUACGGAUCAGCCCCUCCGUCCACUCUCCUGAGCCCUUCCCCUCCCCCUUGGAACUCAGGCGCUGCUAGAUCGCUCCUUGCAAGCAGCCCGGUGGCCCGAGUCUACCCGGCGAACAGCCUUCUUGCACCUUUUUCUUCUCACUCCCCUGACGGCCCCCUCCUCAGCUUGCGCGCAUGGAUGGAACUCUGCAUCUUUACGCCUGCAGUCUUUGAAGCGGCACCAAAUGAGGGGGCGUCUGUAGCAGCGGAGGAGGAGGAGACGUCUGUAGCAGGGCAAGAAGAGGAGGAGCUGUUGGUAGCAGAGGAAAACGAUGGGCUGUCUUUAGCACAGAAGAAGGAAGGAACGCCUGCAGCAGGAGAAGAGGAGGGGGAAGUGAGGAGGGAGGAGGGUGUGGAGGGUGGAGCAGGCGCGAAGACCAGAGGUGUGAGCGACUUGCUGAGGCUGCGUCAACCGCAUGUGGAGCAUGCUCAUCCCCAGGGAUCGGCUGUAGUGGGUGCUGAUUCACAGGAGGAAUAUGCUACAGCAGGUGCACUUCCGCAGGAAAGUGCAGUGGGGGUGGCAGAGGCCCCCACUGCGUCUGCCUCUGCUGCCACUUUUCAUGUCCCUUGUUCUACUAGAAGAGUUGCAGCAUCCAGCACAGCAGGCCAGAGGGGUCGCACUGCGGACAGCGGCAGGGGCGAAGAGAGAGAAGCAGGAGAAGGCCACAGGGGGGUUGGGGAGGCCGAUGAACAUGGAGAGAACAAUGUGGGUGGGCAGGGCAGUGACUCCGUGCAUGGAAGUGGGGCUUCUUGUGGGGAGGCUGGUGGCAGCAGCAGUCCCAGUGGUCAUGGCAGCAGUGGGAGUGGUGCAGAGGGGUGGAGUGUGGUGGCGCCGUGGGAGUGCAGCGAGGCCAGCAUUGCAGCACAGCUGAAGCUGAGGGACCCGCUCAAGAAAGGCAUUUGGGCCCUUCGACUGCUGCGGCGAUUGCUGCAAUGGUACCCCUGUGAGCAGUUGGACGCGACCGACCACGUGCGCCGCUCCUCCGCCGCCGCCGCUUCCGCCUCUAGCGCGACAGCGGGCGAGCGUAGGGACAGUGCGAUCCGCGUGCUAGCGGAGUCCAUUCUCGUCGGCUGCCCCGCGCGCCACUCCUUCGCCUUCUCCUCCGCAGGAGCGGACACCGCAGCUGGUGCCGGCGGUGCUGACGGCGCGUAUGGAAACAACCAUGGCGGCGCGCGUCGCUCGUCCAUGUCGUCGUUCUCCUUCCGCCCGCGCGGGUCUUCUUCCUCCUCCUCCUCCGCGUCAGGGGGGCGCGGCUCCUCCUCCUCUGCCUCAGGGGGACGAAUCUCCGCGUCUUCCGCGCGUUCCCGCAGCUCCUCCGCGUCGUCGUUCGCCUUCCCCGCGCUCGCCUCUCUCCCCGCAUCAUCGCGACCCUCGGACAGCUCGCUGUUCACUAUCGCGGAAGCUCUUACCGAGUCACAGCCGGCCUCUCAGACGACGGUGCCUUCCUCUUCUGACGGUCAGGUUUCUGACAGUGAGGUCGCCGGCAGUCUUGGAGAAACGGCCGGGUGCGGUGAUGCGGCGGCGAAGGCGGCGGUGGACGGCAGUUUGCCGCCCGACCUGAGCGGGUUGAGCAACGGGGAGCUGCUAUUGAUCGCGGCGAGCCGCAUCGCGUUGCUCACCGAGUCGCUGAGCGAGUCGCGCACGAUCAACGAGGAGCUGAUGAAGGAGAAGGACGCGGCGCUGUCGCUCCUGAUGGACACGCAGCGCAAGCUGACGGAGGCGACGACGCGCGCCGUGCUGUCGAUGCCACGUGUCAACAGCUCGUGCGAUCUCGCCGGGCUCGCCGUUGGCGGAGGUUUUGGUGGGCACGUCAGCUCGCCGCCGUCGUCGCCUGCUGCCAAGUCGACGGUUGCCACGUCAGCGACAGCAGGGUCAACGGGGCUGACGGGGCAGAAGGGGAAGGUCUACCUGGACGAUGACGACGACAUGGACUACGACGAAUCGGACGACGAAUGCGACGUCGCUCGCAGGCCCGUCGCGCCUGUCGCACUGGACGCACGUGUUGCGCCAGUCGCACCUGUCGCAGCAGUAGCUCAGUCGGCGGAGAGCGAGGAAGCGGAGUAUGCGCACUUCCUUGAGCGGAAGGUCGCGGAGCUGCAGGCUGCGCUGUCGCAGGCGGAAGGUGCGCUGGAGUCCGCGCGCGCGGAACGUGAAGCCUUGGCGGAAGGUCAGGAGCGCGCGGUUUCCGCCGCAAUCGCGGACGCCGCGGCUUCCGCGGAGCGCGCGCGAGCGCGGGAGGUCGAGCUGAUGGUGGCGCUGCGGGCGGCGGAGGGGGAACUCGCGGCCGAGCGCAGGCGCCACGUGGUGGAGGUCGAAUCGCUGAAGGAAGAACUAGCCACGGCGCGUCGGGAGAAGGAGGGGUAUUUAACGAGUAUGGAAGAAAUGGCGCGGGUGCUGGAUGUGCAGCGGGAGGAGCGGGAUGUGAUAAUAACGAGGUUAGAAGCGGAGAAGGCGGAAAUGGUGGGUGAGCUGAUGGAUGUGAUUGUAGAGGCCGUGGCUGCAGCGGGCGUUGCGAGUGUAGCUGGUAACUUGGUUACUGCAGCUGCGAUGGAGGACUGGAAGGAUAGCGCUCCUGUGAUGGCUGUCCGUCGCGCUGAGCUGUUGGUUGUAGAUUCUGCUGAGCUGGAACCGGUUCUCGCUGACGUGGAAACUGCAAAAGAGGCGUUUGCUGACGUGGCAGCUUCUGCUGGCGUGGCGGGGAUGGGUGACGUGGCGGAUAAGGAAAUUGUGGCAGCUGAGAUGGCCCUGGGGGAGAAAUUUGGAGAAUCCAGGCAAGAGGCUGUUGUUGGGGCAGGGCGAGGAGGGGAGGAGAGGGGAGCGCGAGGGAGUGAGGAGAGGGGAAGGCGAGGGGUUGAGGGACAGGGAAUAUGGAGGGAGGGGAUGAGAAUGGGGCAGGGCGGGGAGGAGGGAGAGGGGGAGCAGGAGGGGUAUGCAUGGCAAGCGUUUCGGGCUCUUAUUGAUGGUGGUGCUAUGCCGGGUGACUAUACCGAGGUUGCAGGGGUGGAGACGAGCAGUGGCAAUACAGGCACUGCAGGGGACUUUAUCAGAGGUGAUAUUACCAGAGGUGAUUCUAUCGAGGGGGACACCAGUGAGGUGGAUGUGAUGCAGAGAAGACGAAGGAUGUCGGCCGGAAGGAGGCGGUGGUGGGACCGGGGGGUGAUGGAGCGAGUGAGGGCGUGGGAGUGGCGUGGGGGCAGGCAGAGGGGAGGAGGGCGGGAGGAUGGGAGAGCAGAGGAGGGAGCAGUGGAGGAGAGGCAGGUGGAGCAGGAGGAGGAGGAGCAGAGGCAAAUGCAGGAGAGGGAGUGGGAUACGGCGGAAGGGCGUGGAGAGAGGGAGCAGGGAAUGUGGGAGGUGGGCGAGCCUGCUGCGAGGGGGAAUUACAGAAGGGGUGCAGAUGUGGGAGGAGCAAGUGGUUUUAUUGGGGAUGAGGCAUGGAGUGAGCAUGCGAUUGGGGGGGGAGUGGUGGAGGGGGAGGAAGUGAGGGAGAGGGGGAGAGUGAUGAGGAUACUUGAUGAUGAUAAGGAGAACGUGGAACCUGCUAUGGGAUUGGACAUCUAG
Closterium sp. NIES-65 is the source of this 7758-nucleotide messenger RNA. The record is from the annotation of a GenBank genome assembly. NCBI's taxonomy places the organism in Eukaryota, Viridiplantae, Streptophyta, Zygnematophyceae, Desmidiales, Closteriaceae.